AUGUAUAUCCUUGACGAGGACAACAGAGCAAGACUACAUGAUGACCUCAACAACAAAGUCAAUUACUUUAUGUCCUGCGAACCAUCAGACAGUUUGUUGUUCACUAUUCGCCACGCAUUCAUUACAGCAUUACACAAGAACAAUCACAAGCUUGUAGUUUACAUCAUUGAUCAGGUUAAGAUUGUCAUGGAUGAUGGUGGAGCAACAACAUCCGAACUCGAUAUGACUUCCCAAACAGUGGCAAAGUAUCUCGUGUUGCGAUUGGACGAUGAUUACACGAUCAAUCUCGAUCGAAAGAUGAUUGAUACCCUGAUGCUUUAUCCAUGGAUAUCCCAUUGGUUCGCUGAGGGCUUGGUAUUGGCUAUGGCCAAAUCAUCGUUACUCAUACAUAACGACGUGCGUCUGUUCAAGAGGUUGACCGAGCGAUUCAAGAACUUCAUUGCACAGAUGGUCUAUGAUGAUAGCAUCGUGGGGCUGUUUAAACACAACAUGUCAUCGGAUGAUAUCAUUGAGCUGGUCACGUGGCACCAGGAGACAGGUUGGGAAACGAAUAAUGUUGGUCUUCUCAUCUUUGGACAUGCCAUGGAGUACAAACGAUUUGAUGUGGCACUUCGAAUGUUGACAGAGAUGGAUGCCCGCACUGUCCCCAGGGUGACGGAGUAUCACAAGGCAUUGGCAAUGUAUGCCAACACCGAGCUGCUCUCGGUCAUCAACUACAAUUUGCCUGACACUGGCAGGGUUGAUAACAUACUCAAUCAUACAAGCUGUGAGGGCAACAUCGACUUCCUCAAGCAUGUACACCAGCAGCUACAUGAUAAGGUUGCGGGCCUCACUGAGCACUGCCAUCCUGUGUUGGAUAAUGAGUUGAUCAUGAAUAUCAAGCACCAUGAUCACGCACUCUAUGUGUUGGACAACCUAAGUCAGUUACUUCAACAACAAUCUAUAGCACUGCGCGAUCCGCUUCUCAGCAAAUGGUUGGUCCAGGGCAUCGACGCGAAUUCAGACUCUACAAGGCAACUUGUCGACACACUGUUGGCCAACACGGACUUGGUCAAUUGUCAAUUCUACUUGUCACUCUACUCGAGUGCCGUCGAUCUGCAGCGAGUUGAUAUGAUUGAACUCGUCAAAUGCAUCAUGUCUCAUGACAACUCUAUUCAUUUCUCAAAGAACAACAUUGAUGGGUUGCUAUGUAGUGCAAUCUCGAGAGGAUUUGUCGAGGGCAUCGUCCUGAUUAUUGGCGCCUAUCCAUCCAAUCAUGUAUUCACUGUCGAGCAUGAUCAUUUCCUUCAGGCCGAUUUGGCCACACAACAGACACUGCUCACAUUGAUCAAGCCUGGACAACUUCUCUUUACCAAAAGUUUGAGAAAACAUUAUACAUGCCAACAAUGGAUGACGAUCGAUAUCCUGCGAUUGAUCCAUCGCCAUGGACAUGGCAAACCAUUGGACAUGCUUCUUAACGCGGCAAUGCUGGGCGCAUUGGAUAUCUUGAAAGAUGUAUUCACAAUGAAUGCAGCCAACUGUGUAAGCUUAAAAAUUAUUGGUUUUGUGUGCCAAGGUAGUGGAGAUGUGGACGUCAUUCGAUAUCUCAUGGAGAAGGGCAUCCCCAUAUUCGACAUUGGGGUGGCACUGGGUCACGCCUUUACAUCUGGCAACCUACACACUGUCGACUAUCUCUUGUCGCUACCUGAUCAUAUUGCCCGUGGUGGUGAACCUGGCUAUCUAAUUCGCGAUGAUGUCUUUGAAGUGAUGGAGAAUCGAGAAGGCAUUGAUCCAACUCUGUUCACAUUCAUGUUGGAUCAUUUGGAGCUCCAAGUUAGGCAGGAUCAAUCAUUCAUUAUAGAUUUGUUAUCAAUGGCUGGCUUCCAAUUCCACAUGUACCAUGCUGUAUUGGAAAUGUUGGCGAAGGAUCAGCACCAGCAACAACAACAUCAUCAAGUCGCGCCAUUCAUCUCAGCGCCUCCACUGAACAGAGCUAAACUAUAUACAAAAAAACCAAAUGAUAUUGAUCAAUAUCAAAUGAUCAACUCUGUCGUGCAACUGUUUCGACCACCACCUCAUGGCGACGUUGGUGUUGUAGCCAACCCAUUCAUCAUACCAUGCACUGAUGACUAUUACCAAACAUACCAAAAAAUGAUCAUUGAUGCUGGAAGAUUCCCAAUUGAUGGAUGUAAGUGA
Messenger RNA from Acytostelium subglobosum LB1, 2175 nucleotides. RefSeq lists its product as hypothetical. The transcript is spliced from 2 exons. The coding region runs from base 1 to 2175 and encodes 724 amino acids. NCBI's taxonomy places the organism in Eukaryota, Evosea, Eumycetozoa, Acytosteliales, Acytosteliaceae. The record is from RefSeq and is a predicted model, not a curated record.